Molecule: messenger RNA, 3180 nt
Organism: Naegleria lovaniensis
Lineage: Eukaryota; Heterolobosea; Eutetramitea; Acrasida; Naegleriidae
Exons: 2
Coding region: 1-3180 (1059 amino acids)
Molecular function (GO): oxidoreductase activity
Source: RefSeq, a predicted model, not a curated record
AUGCCUAAAACUAAGAAAAGCAGAACCAGAAAGUCUGUAAAUGAUGACGAUGAUGACAAUGAAGAAGUAUCACACGAAUUUGAAACUUCCUCAAUGGAUUCUUCUGAAAGUUCAAACGAUAACGACCUGGAAGAAGGUUCUGGUGAUGAAAGCAACUCUAGGAGAGAUCGAAAACCAUCCGUUUCUGCUUCAUCAUCCAAAAACUCAAAGAAACGAGGUAAAUUAGAGAAUAAAGGCUCAUCAUCGUCAUUAACGGCAAAGAAGAAAAAACCAGCAAGAAAGAAAAAAAAGAAUUCCUCUUCCACUGAAACAUCUUCUCUUCUUUUUUAUGAUUUUACAACUACGGAUGAUUUCAAUAAUUCAUUACCAGACGCAGUCUAUUUUAGCAGACUGGUUUUUGAUAAAUUGACUAUGGAAGAAGUUAGAGAUUUGCCCAUUCAAUUUGCCCUUGAGUUUCCGGAGGACUAUUUAGCAGUUAGAAAUGUCAUUCUAUUCAUGUGGUGGAACGAUAUUGCUACAUGGAUCCUGUGUGAUACUCUUUUAGAACAAAUUCCAAAUCUUUCAUAUAUUAAGAAGAAUACCAUUGUUUCACCAUCAGUGUUAUCAGAAAUUAUUGUUGUAGCAUAUGAAUUUUUGAAUAGAAACGGAUUCAUUAAUUAUGGAUACAUGUGUAGUACUAGGUACCCAAGGCCAUUGGAUACAAGUUUGAGACCUCAUCACUUUGAAUUGCUGAAAAGGUCCCCAAAUCCCGAUAAGGAAAGCAAGAACAUUGUUGUUAUCGGCGCUGGUAUCUCUGGUAUUUUAGCUGCAAAAAAACUUCUUUCUCUAGGAUAUAAGGUUACAGUGGUUGAGGGUCGAGGAAGACCUGGUGGUCGAGUGUUUACAGAUUACUCUUGGUCAGAUCAUUCACCUGUUGAUAUUGGUGCUUCAAUCAUUACAAACACAUCUGCUUCUCCAAUUGUAUGCCUUGCUAACCAAACUCUGAUCAACUUGGUAACCAUGCCAAAAGAGGAUCAAUUAUUUCAAUCCAAUGGAAAGAAACUUCCAAAGACUUUGGAUGAAAAAUAUACCAAUCUCUAUAAUGAAAUUUUGGAUCGGGUGUGCUCAUUAAAAUUGCCUGAACACGAAGAGGAACGAGAAUUGUACCGAAGAGAUCCAAAUUUAGGAUUUUCAGAUAGACAUCCAAAAGAUUUAAGUUUUGAAGCUCGAGUGAACAAAACAGACAUGUCAUUGGGAUAUGCACUUGAUAAGAUGAUUGAUUAUUAUGUUAGCCAGGUUCCUGAGGAAGAACGAAAAACAAUGAAAGAGGUAUUACAUUGGCAUGCAGCAAAUUUAGAUUAUGGCGUUGGACAUGAUGUAGAGUCAGCCUCACUUUACCAUUGGGACCAAGAUGACAUUUACGAACUAGGUGGAGAUCAUUCUUUUGUGAAAGAAGGAUUUUCCAAGAUGAUUGACAUUCUCUGUAAUGAUUCUCAACAGUUGGAGCAUCACAUUCAUUUUAAUCAUAUGGUUACUGAAAUUGACUAUUCAAACCCUGACUUUAUCUUGGUAAAAGCAAUUACUACUCCCAAGUUUGAAAAUACUAAUUCUAAUCCAAUUGGAGAAUGCAAACCAUACAAACCAGAAAAACAAUCACGAUCAGAUCUAAAAUUUACAUAUCGAUGUGAUGCAGUUUUGGUAACUGUGCCAUUAGGAGUUCUACAGGGAAAAUCUCCAUCGAAUAUGUUCAAUUUUAAUCCACCAUUACCAGAAUGGAAAAGUCAAGCGAUUCACAAGCUAGGUUUUGGAUUAUUGAACAAAAUUAUUUUAGAAUUUGAUUAUGAAUUUUGGGAAAAGUCUCACUUUUUCUUUGGAUUAACCCAUGAGAACCCUAACGAGCGAGGAUUUUGUUACUUGUUUUGGAAUUUAUAUCCUCUCACAAAAAAACCAUUACUGUGCGGACUAGUGGCUGGAAAAUCAGCAUUUGAGUUGGAGAAUGAUGCCAAUAAUUUAGAGUUGAUCAAAUCCAAGGUUAUGAAAUAUUUGAGAAAGGCUUAUCAUUGGAGUACAGAUCUCCCUGAACCUAAAAAGAUAUUAAGAACUAAUUGGUACAGUGAUCCAAUGAGUACAGGCUCAUACUCGUAUGUGAGAAUUGGUGCAACUGGUGAUGAUUAUGAUUUGUUGGCCGAGAGUGUACAAGAUCGAAUCUUUUUUGCAGGUGAACACACAAGUCGAAAAUUCCCAGCAACGGUCAUGGGAGCUGCAGUUUCUGGACUGAGAGAGGCUUCAAAAAUGGAUGCACAUUUUUCCUGGAAUAUGCCAACCUGUAAUAACAGACUCUCAAACUUGAAACAAGGUAUUCAAACCACUACUUGUACGAAUGGCAACAAUGGAAAGAAUCAUUCAACGAAUAAUGUCAAGGAAAAUAACAACCAAAGUGGCCAGAUGACAUCUAUGAACCAUUCCUCAUCCACAACUCCUACUUCCAAUGCUAAUGGCAGCAAACGCACAACCCACUUGGUGAAGAAUCAUGAUCCUGGUGUGACCAGCGCUGUAACUCCUCCUUUGAGAGCAAAUUCUAACAACAAGGAAGAUCAUUCUUUGCUUUCGACCAUGGUUAAAAAAUCAGACAAGUCCUCUCAUGCCAUUCCUAUUCAACCCGCUGCAACCUCAUCGAGCAGAGGAUGGAGAAGGACAGCCAUGACUCCAUCUUUACAUCAACAAGGUGAAGUAACAAGGUCUGCUUUCCCACAUGGAACGACUUCAAGCAGCACAACUUCUACCGCAACACUUCACGUGAUACCCACACCUCUACCUCCAUCAUUGCACUACACAACGACACCACCACCACCACCAGGAAUUUAUGGGCCACCUCCUCCACCUCCUCCACCUCCACCACCACCACAGAUUGGAGGAACCAUGUAUACCACAACCACUACUGCCAGCAUACCUCCACCUCAUACAGCAGGAGGUUUUUAUCCGUACAACAAUCAAUUUAUCAAUCCUCCACCACCACCACCACCACAAGCAUCCAUUUCUCCAAGUGCUCAACCUCGUACCUUAAUGACUGGACCAACAUCGACCCUCUUUCCACAGCCUUUUUUCAACCACAAGGGCAAUCCCUUCCAAAGUAUGAUGCCAAAAUCUGUUGUUGGUGACACAAAGCUGUUGGAUGAGCAAAAAAAGACACGCAAGCAAUAA